Messenger RNA from Amphibalanus amphitrite, 1698 nucleotides. Its product is annotated as glycine N-methyltransferase-like. NCBI's taxonomy places the organism in Eukaryota, Metazoa, Arthropoda, Thecostraca, Balanomorpha, Balanidae. Gene Ontology annotation, biological process: S-adenosylmethionine metabolic process; one-carbon metabolic process; regulation of gluconeogenesis. The record is from RefSeq and is a predicted model, not a curated record. The transcript has 6 exons. Gene Ontology annotation, cellular component: cytosol. The coding region runs from base 215 to 1168 and encodes 317 amino acids. Gene Ontology annotation, molecular function: glycine binding; identical protein binding; S-adenosyl-L-methionine binding.
CCAUUUUGAGCGGACGGCGCAACGAGUUUUGGACAGAAAUGCAGUGACGAUUGCCGCAGUAGCACCACAGCAGAGCAGCAGCAACAGCCGAAGGAAAAACAACAGGACAGAUAGUGUUAGAAGUUGCGGCAGCAGCAGUACAACACUGCAUUAGUAGCUGCGGCAGCAGAAAGCAUUAUAAGCAGCAGCAGCAGCAGCAGCAGCAGCAGCAGUCAUGGUUCUCGAGCUCGACCAGUACUCUGACGGGAAGGCGGCGCGUCUGUGGAAUCUGUACAUCGGAGAUCAGUCGGAGCGCACCAGACACUACAAGCAGUUUCUGAAGAGGGAGCUGAACGCCCACAGCUGCGACACCGUGCUCGAUGUCGCCUGCGGCACCGGGAUCGAUUCUGUUAUGCUGAUCGAGGAGGGAUUCAGCGUUACCUCGUGCGACUUUUCCGACAAAAUGCUCAAAUGCGCCUGGAACACCCGCUGGAACCGACGCAAAGAGCCCGCAUUCGACAACUGGGACAUCUACGAGGCCAACUGGCUGACGCUGACCAGUGACCUAGACACGGACAGACAAUACGACGCCGUCAUCUGUCUGGGAAACUCGUUCGCCCACCUGCCCGACCUCACCGGCAAUCAGGAUAGUCACCGACUCGCCCUGCGGAACUUUGCCACUAUGGUGAAGCCCGGUGGAAUUCUUCUGAUCGACCAUCGGAACUACGACUACAUCCUCGACAACGGUCGGGCUCCGAGCAAGAACAUCUACUACAAUAGUCAGUACGUGUCCGACAUCAACACGUCGGUGGUGUACCAGGACGGGUCUCCCUCCAAGGUGAUCCUCGACUACGUCAUGCGCGAUCCCACCGCGUCCACCGACAGCACCCUCUGGCUGGACAACCAGCCGCCGCCAGCGCCGAGCAGAACGGCCAUCUCCACCAACCAGAAGGACAACGAGUUCACGUUGACCUACUACCCGCACCGGGUGGCCAGUUUCCGCGCUCUGCUGGAGGAGGCGUUUGACCACCGCGCCACCGUCACCACCCUGGGCGACUUCCAGCCUCUGGAGCAGGUCCAGGACCCGGCCUUCUACAUACAUGUCGUGCACAAGUCGGAGGACAGCCCGCAGCCGAACGGCGACCAUCCGGAGGAAGCCUGGUCGUCGGUAUCUAGCUCCGAGGAGUAGCUGAUACAGUGUCCCAGACGACUUUAGAAUCAUAAGAGACCACGGGCACCAGAGGACGGGUCGAUCUCCAGAGGAGUGGUCGUAAUUAUUUUAUGUAUAUAGAUGUGGUGUUAUUUUGUGCGUGAGAUACUACUGUAUCAGUGGAUAUACGCGUAUGUAAUUAUUUGUAGCAAAGGUCCAGCUCUAGGACCCAUUCCUUCACAUUCCUCGAUAGGGAGUCAGACUCGACGGGCUAGGAUAUUGGGAAAGGUCUGGCUGUGUCAGAUUUUCUGUUAGGGACUGAUGCAUCGAUUGACUUUCAUUACUAUGAGUAUGGUGGCAGUAACUUUUCUGGUGAUGUGAAUCGCACUAUCUCACUUUGAACAUGCGCUGUCUUGUGUGAUUGGAGUGGUCUCCCGUAUUGUUCAGUUGUGCCUGUGGACGUGAUAUUUCUUCUCCCGGAGAUCGGGAAAUGGGUUUAUUGUUGAUAUUUAUAACUAAUGAGUACACUUUGUAUAUUUAUUAUGUGUGUAAAUAGAUCACCAAGAUCG